AUGUGUUUCCAACCUACUUACGUCCAUGAGCACUGCCCCUGCAUAUACGACCAACGACCAAUAAUAUAUUGCGAUUCGCAAGGCGCGCCGUGCCACGUCAUCGAUCGUCAGACCGUGGCGGUGGACAAGCCGUGCGAUGAGCAUCCAGGAAGCGGCGCCACGCCGCUCGGUGUCGCCUGGUUCCGCCGCCAGGCCGACUUGGAGGACUACGAAGACGCUUACGAACCGGCGGGGAUGAAAUCCGAGUUAGAAAGUCUUCGGAAAAGCCAGGCUGAACGCCAGUAUCUGCAACAAGAGGCAACGACAGCCCAGCGGGGAAAAUCUGUGCCGCCGCCCACCGUGGUCGACCCUCGUCACGCCCAACAAGACAAAGAAAAGGGCACCCCAGACCCCGAGUCCGAGUCUCGAUUCGUGCUUGGAAAGUUGGCCCCUGUCGCAGAGGUUAUUGAACAUCAUCAGCAGAUGAGAGAUGACCAUUUGCUCAUCGAGCCCGAAUCUGGAUGCAGGCGAGUUACCAGCCAGCCGACGUACCAAUCUUCACAAGAUUUACACGGCCGGAAACCAAUGGCGGAGUCGUUUGGUUCUGGAGGCAACCGGUAUACGUCUCUUUUUUCGCGGGGCUGA
Molecule: messenger RNA, 624 nt
Organism: Colletotrichum higginsianum IMI 349063
Lineage: Eukaryota; Fungi; Ascomycota; Sordariomycetes; Glomerellales; Glomerellaceae
Exons: 1
Coding region: 1-624 (207 amino acids)
Source: RefSeq, a predicted model, not a curated record